Kwoniella botswanensis is the source of this 1887-nucleotide messenger RNA. RefSeq lists its product as uncharacterized. Gene Ontology annotation, biological process: maturation of LSU-rRNA from tricistronic rRNA transcript (SSU-rRNA, 5.8S rRNA, LSU-rRNA). Gene Ontology annotation, cellular component: nucleolus. Gene Ontology annotation, molecular function: RNA binding. The record is from RefSeq and is a predicted model, not a curated record. The transcript has 5 exons. Bases 1 to 1887 code for a protein of 628 amino acids. Lineage: Eukaryota; Fungi; Basidiomycota; Tremellomycetes; Tremellales; Cryptococcaceae.
AUGCCCAAACGAGCCGCACCAUCUACCUCAUCCGCUCCAUCCAGUAAGAAGGCCAAGCCCGCUUCCAAUUCCAAGUCUACCACCACCACUCCUAAGGGCAAGGGAAAGAAAGCUGCUACUUCAACUACAACUGACUCGCCAUUGGAUACAGUCAAGCAAGUCGCUUCAGACUUGAUCAACACCGUAUCGGAAGUAGUCGACAAUGCUGGUGAUUUAAUCUUAGACGAUGGCAACACGCCUGCACCUGUAUCCAAGGUGAUUGAAGAGAACGUCGAUGUUCCCAAUUUGAAGAAGAAAGGUAAAGCAGCUAAAUCAAAGGUAUUGGAAGUUGCCGAAAAUGCUGAGAAAAACAUGGAAGAUGUUGUAGAGGAUAAAACAGGUUUAGAUGUUAAAGCUACUAAAGCCAAAGCUGGAAAAGCCGCUAAAGCAGGUUCAAAGAAAGUUGAAGAAGUAGUAGAAGCCUCCAAGCCACUCAAAGGAAAAGCUGCCAAGGCUGCUGCUGCAGCUCAAGCCAAAGCUGAAGAGGCCGUCGGAGAGGUAGGAAAAGCUGCUAAAGAUCCUAAGAAUAGGAAAAAGGCUGAAGAUUUUAUGUCUACCGCUGAAGAGACUGUCAAGUCCGUUGCUGGUAAAGUAGGAGAAGUAUUGGGUAACGUCGUCAAUCAGUUUGGCGAAGCUUCAGGAUUGUCAGCGGAUCUAGGUCUCGAAGUAGAGAAGGGUAAAAAAGUAGCUGCGAAGAAAGGUAAACAAGUGAAAGAAGCUGCUGAAGAGGUUGCUCAAGAUGCGAAGAAGACCGUUGGUAAGAAAGGUCAACAGCUCAAGAAGGACGCCGAGGAGGUAGCGGAAGAGGGUAAAAAGGUAGUCGGAAAGAAGGGAAAACAAGCUAAGGAAGUUGCUGAAGAUACUGUCGAAGAAGGGAAGAAAGUUGCUGGAAAGAAGGGAAAGCAAGUUAAGGAAGCUGCCGAAGAGGUUGUAGAAGAUGCUAAGAAGACUGCGGGCAAGAAAGGUCAACAAGCUAAAAAGGCCGCUGAAGAAACUGUUGAGGAGGGAAAGAAGGUAGCAGGUAAAAAGGGGAAACAAGCUGUAGAAGAGGUCAAAGAAACCACCAAGCGAAAGGCUAAGAACGCGACUGAAGCUGUUGAACCUACCGCCAAAAAGGCCAAAGCUGCUGUCGAACCUGUUGUAGCUAAGGGCAAGAAAGCCGCCAAAGUCGUUUCGGAUGCUAUGGAUGUGGACGAUGAAGAGGGAUAUGUUCAUGGGUUCUCGUCAUCUGAUGGUGAAGGUGAUUCAUCAGAUGAUGAGUCGGAUGACGACGAUGAAGAUCGAGCCGUUGCCGAGGCUGGCAAGAAAAUCGAUAUGUCUUCUUUACCCAUGGUUGCAAAGGAUGAUAAGUCCGUUCAAGCCAAAUUGAAGAAAGCGGCAAAGAAAAAGGACGAUCCAAAAGGUACUCUAUACUUGGGUAGAAUACCUCACGGUUUCUACGAAGAUCAGAUGAAAAGUUAUUUCUCCCAAUUCGGUGAUGUUACGAGAUUGAGACUUGCGAGAAAUAGAAAGACCGGAGCAUCCAAACAUUAUGCCUACAUUGAAUUUUCAUCUGCUUCCGUCGCUCAGAUCGUAGCUGAGACAAUGAACAAUUAUCUCUUGAUGGGACAUCUAUUGAAAUGCGAGGUUAUUCCAGAAGAUAAGGUCCAUGAGAAAUUAUGGGUCGGAGCCAAUAAGAAAUUCCGAAAAAUUCCCACCGCAAGAGUAGAAAAGCAAAAGCAUGAGAAAGAACGAACGGACGAAGAGAAGGAGAAAGCCAACAAGAAAUUGGUAAAGAAGGAAGAAGCUAGGAAGAGGAAGAUUAAAGAUUCAGGUAUCGAAUAUGAUUAUCCAGGUCAUGAAGCUUAG